Tilletiopsis washingtonensis is the source of this 616-nucleotide messenger RNA. Its product is annotated as COX5A-domain-containing protein. Gene Ontology annotation, biological process: mitochondrial electron transport, cytochrome c to oxygen. Lineage: Eukaryota; Fungi; Basidiomycota; Exobasidiomycetes; Entylomatales. Bases 1 to 435 code for a protein of 144 amino acids. The transcript has 4 exons. The record is from RefSeq and is a predicted model, not a curated record. Gene Ontology annotation, cellular component: mitochondrial inner membrane.
AUGUCCUUCCUCACCGGCGCCAUCCGCACCGCCGCCGCCGGCACCGCCGCCCGCGCCGCGCUCCUCAACGGCUCGCGCCGCGCUGCGCCCUUCGCCGCAGUCCGGGGCUACGCCUCGCACUCUCACGACGACGAGACGUUCGAGUCCUUCACCUCGCGCUACGUCUCCUUCUUCGGCGCCGUCGAGGACCUUUUCGAGCUGCAGCGCGGCCUGAACAACUGCUUCGCCUACGACCUUGUGCCCGCGCCCGAGGUGGUCGAGGCUGCUCUCCGCGCCGCCCGCCGCGUCAACGACUACAGCACUGCCGUCCGCGUGUUCGAGGGUCUGCGUGAGAAGGUCGAGAACGAGGGACAGUACAAGCAGUACGUCGAGGCGCUGGCCGACGUGCGCAAGGAGCUCGGCAUCUCGCUGAAGGAGGAGCUGUACAACGCCUAAAGCAGUGGCUAGACCUGGUGGAGGGAGAGGGAGAAGGCGACAAAGCCGGGCGCGCAAAACGACACUCUUGCCCUGUCGAGCGAGUCGGCUGCGAAGCGCCCGCAAAGCGAAUUGCAAUGUUCUCCUCUCGUACAGUCUGCGCAGCGUGCAGGGCGGGGCGGUGCGAGCAGCUGCGCCGCUG